CGGAGGCACUGCCACUGCCACUGGCUGCUGACCGAUCCGGCCGUCGUUUUCCUCCGGUGCGGUAUACCCGCAGGAAAAAGGACCGCCCACCUCCGGCUCCGGCUCCACCUCCUCCUUCGAUUCCUAGGUGCCCACUCUCCGCUUUGCUAGCCAGCUACUCGCCACCGCAAAGCGCACUGGCGCACCAGUGUCGCCGUCGCCCGGAAGAACACCCUUCGCCGACGGACAUCUGGCGCAUCGAUCGGUUCGUCGUCGCUACGUACAGAAAACGGCAAAAAGCACCCCUCAACCGAUCGGAUCCUUCGCCCGCAAGGAAAGGGAAGCCGUGAUCUAAACAAGAUAAGAAAAUGAGAAAGUGAAAGGGAAAUUGUUUCAUCUCCAAGCCAGCUCGCCCCGGCACAUCAACUGGCUGGAAUCGUAUAGGUGUAUGUAUUCUACGAGUAAUUUAUUUGGUAAUCACGCAGCCAGCAGAGUAGGCGGUGGCAUCGACAGACUACUACACAGUCUACAGACCAGCACGGCAAUCAGCAGAGUGGCAAGAGGAAGAGUACAAAGCGGGAGGGGACGUCAACCUCAGGAAGACCCACCCAGCAGUAGUGGCGAGCCACAUCUCCGAUGCGCAUCGCCUUUCCCUCUUUCCCACCCUCCUCCUCUUAUCCCCCAAAGCAGAGGAAAGCCGGCGAGGAGCUCUCCGUGCUCUGCUUAGCAGGUUCGAUCCAGCAACCCGUCGAUCGAUCGCCGGUGCAAGGCUAGCUGCCCAGCCAGCGGCGUGAUCUGGUUUUGAUCGGCCGGCGACCCCCAUGGCGUCCAUCGUGGUGAUCGGCCUGGUGCUCCUCCUCGACAUCCUCGCCUUCGUCCUCGCCAUCGGCGCCGAGCGCCGCCGGAGCACGGCGCAACUCGGCGAGGCCGAGCCUGGCGGCAGGCGGUACUGCGUGUACGACACGGACGCGUCCACCUGGUACGGCGUCAGCGCGCUCGCCCUGCUGCUGGUCGGCCAGGCCGUGGCCAUGGCCGCCAGCCGCUGCUUCUGCUGCGGCCGCGCGCUCUCGCCCGGCCGCUGGCGCUUCUUCUCCGGCCUCUUCUUCGUCCUCUGCUGGCUGACGUUCGUGAUCGCGGAGGUGUGCCUGCUGGCGGGGUCGGUGCGGAACGCGUACCACACCAAGUACGUGAGCGGCUACUACAACGAGGGGGCGCUGCCCUGCGCCAUGCUGCGCAGGGGCGUCUUCGCCGCCGGCGCCGCCUUCGCCUUCCUCACCACGCUCUUCGUCAUGCUCCACUACGUCUUCUACUCCAAGGCCCGCGCCGCGCCACCGCCCAUCAUCAACGGCGGCGGCAUCGGCAUGACCCGCAUCUGAUCCCUGCGGCUAUGGUCGUGUCUGUUCGUGUCGUGUGUUGUAGGAUAAGUGUGGGGUGAAUGGGUGGCUCUGUCUGCCGAGAACAGAGGUUGCUAGUGUUAGUGAACAGCUGAAUAGAUCAUGUGGGAUUGUGGAGUGUGCGUCCAAGAGAUCAGUCUGUUUGCCUUGAGUAUUUUACAUUCAUGCGCCUUAUAUUUAUUGUAUUUCAUUUGUGAAAAGGCAAAGACCGUAUAUUAAACGACAAAGCUAAAA
This is a messenger RNA of Triticum aestivum (bread wheat), 1607 nucleotides long. RefSeq lists its product as uncharacterized. The coding region runs from base 801 to 1355 and encodes 184 amino acids. NCBI's taxonomy places the organism in Eukaryota, Viridiplantae, Streptophyta, Magnoliopsida, Poales, Poaceae. The transcript has 3 exons. The record is from RefSeq and is a predicted model, not a curated record.